Molecule: messenger RNA, 9070 nt
Organism: Anarrhichthys ocellatus (wolf-eel)
Lineage: Eukaryota; Metazoa; Chordata; Actinopteri; Perciformes; Anarhichadidae
Gene: tmem63ba
Product: transmembrane protein 63Ba
Exons: 24
Coding region: 3676-6192 (838 amino acids)
Cellular component (GO): plasma membrane
Molecular function (GO): nucleic acid binding; calcium-activated cation channel activity
Source: RefSeq, a predicted model, not a curated record
AUAUGACCAGCACCUGUGUAUAUAUCUCAUACAAUAUAAUAAAACACAUUGGGCCUCAGUAGCUUUGACUCCUCUUCAAAGAGUGUAUUUGUGCUUUUCUGAAAUGAGUACUGUUUUUACAUUUUACCAUGCUGGAAGCAACGAUUCACCAUUUUCAGUUGGAUUACUUUUUUUUUGAGUGGCAUCAAUCAAUCUCUUGUCGUGUUAUUGCUUCAUAAAUCAACUCUGCAACGGUUUGUGAUCGUUUAGAUUAACAAACAGUUCAGGUUUACCUUUACAAUCAAGAUGGUAAUUUCUGUAGUAAGAUUACUUUUACAGAGAUAGAGUAAUGUAAUUCAUACAGCAGUGAUGAAGAAUGUUGUGCUGCUGAUUUUUAGAUGAGUCUACUUGCACUUGUGUUAUAUUAUGGUAAUAGUAUUGUAUCAUAUAGCGUCAGCUGUGAUUUUUUUUGUCCAUUUAAUGUUAAUAUUGGUAUGAUCUUUUCUCUAUUGUUGAAUUGAUAAUACUGUAAAACAAAUACUAAUUAUGUAGGCAUACAUUUUUAUCGGCCGGGAAAGACACUCCAACAUCAACCUUUUUCUUCAUUUCUUUUGUGUGUGUUCUUUCCAUUCAUGUUGUGACAUGAUUGUGAAACUACUCUGAUAUCGUCAUGACCAGUGAUAAUCAAAGCUCAGCAGUUGUCAAUGAUUUACAGGCUAAUACCAUCAAGGCUAAUGUGUGCAAAUCUGCAUUAUCAGUCAUCCGCAUUGUUGGAGAAUUUAUGCCAAGUAUGAUAUUGUCCUGAAGCAAUUUUAUAAAGCAGGUAAUAUAAAGCAGGUUUGUGAAUUAACAAGAGGAACAGGAUUUAAAACAGUGUUUAUUCAUAUUUUGACAAGAAAGUACCAAUUACAUUUAAACAAAUGUAUGUAAUUACUAGGUCAUGUGUCGUUGGCACAUUUCUUAUAGGGUGUCCACCUAUUCUUUGUAAUUUUCACAUUUGCUAAUACGUUUAUCAGCAAAUGUGAUAAUUGCGACUUGAGCGGGACACGUUUAUGGAGUGCGGGGUUAUGAAGAUUAAGUAUUUAGUCUGUGUUGUGAAAAGAAUGUAUGAUAUCUCUGUCAAAGGUUUCACAAGGUGAUCGUAUUGAACAAACACUGUAUCUGUUCUUUGAGUUGCUUUUGCCAGACAUACUAUUGAACACUUGUUAUUGGAAGUGUAACUUUUAAAUGUGUCUUUUAUCUACUUCCUGCGGGAAGCAGUUCUGCUUCAAGGGAGUGUUUGGCUUGACUUAACCUUUCACAUAAUCAUAAAUAACAUACUACAUUGAAGGUUUCUGGUCAUUAUUUGGAAUUGUAGCUUCUCCAUCAAGCUGUCAGAGCUGCCAUGGAGCCCACACUGUCACUAACUGCAGUGAGCAGAGCCGGAUAGUUACAGGACACUGGUCGGAGCUGGGCGAUGCUACGCUAUGACUGGCCGGUCUGCAUUCAAGGGGCGGGACUUGGCGAAGGGUCCAUUGUAGAUGGAAAGCAUUAGUGUUGUGCAGUUAAAAGGUUUGCAUCUGUAUUAGCAUAUAAUGAACACGCAGCUGCCUGCAUGGACUUGAAUGAGCCAUUGUGUUGUAUUUUCCUUUCAUUUGUCUUGUUGGACGUUUGGCUCUGAUAUUGUUUUUCCAACUAGAUAAAGAAACAUACACUGUCCCUGACAAUUAGACAAACCUCAUUGUUUCUCCUGCUUUAGCUGUCGAACAAACAGCAGACUCCCUCCUAGAUGGAGUUUCAAAUCGACCAGAAUGGAUAUUCUAGCCUCCUGCCUUCAUCCCUUUUAUGUUUAUGUGUAUUUUGAGAAUGUGUGCCAGACUGAUGGUACCAUAGCAACUAGCAUCAGGUGGAAACAUGUCUCAGUGUUUUUCUGCUGCUGAGUCAUGCUCCCACAGUGUGUUAAUAAGGAUUCUAGACAUGGACAUUAUAAUAAAAUCAAACUAAAAACUAUAGUUUGCAAUAUUGGCUGUUACAUUUAAGCCGAAUAACAAUCUAUUUAAUCAACAUUAGAAUAGAUAGCAGAUAGGAUUUGCAAAAACCACAUCCCAAUUUCUAUCGGGGCUUAAUCAUAUCACUGACAAAUAUGUGAUUAAUAUUUCAUGCUGCCCAAACUUAAUAUUUAGGUUGUAGCUACAGCCUUUUAACAUGGUUUACCAUUCAGAAUUAAGGUAAUAUUGCAUUUUUAGCCAGAACAGAAGCAGAUUACAAAUCUAAGCAGAGUUGUCAGACCUCAAUGAUACACCAUGUGUACAUUCGAUGAGAAACACUGAAUGUACACAUAACCUUUGCCUUAAAGGGCAUCUUUAAGCAGAGACAAAUGGCCAGGAAAACAAGUUAAAGGCAAAGGUUAAAACACGCGUUGUGAACAAAAUAUCAGGACCCAGCUGACAAUAAUGCAAUCUCGUAAUAAACCCCAUGAAAGAAAAACUGAUAGGGCUCAACUUUUGAGUGAAAGUAAUGUUGACUCAGCUCUACUCUGCCACAAUUCUAAGCCUAAAAAAAGGUUAGGCUUUUAUUGUAGUGCUAUUGCACUGUGUUGUUGUGUUUGUACUGUAGUGUCCAAUCCCUGAUAAUUAAUGGCAUACUAAGACAAAACGAGGAGAAAUGCUAUUUUGGUUGCUCUUGUUCACCAUGAGUGUUCUUCUAAAUGGUCAAAGGGAACCUUAACAGUCAAAUCUAAAACACUUGUAAAAACAAAUGGCGCCCACACUAGGAUCUGCUAGGAAUGUAAUUAAAGCGUAGAGAAUGAUUAGAUGAAAUAUAACCUCUGUAAGCUUUCAAUAUUUACAUUUUUUGCCACGGUCUGUCCUUUCUAUUGCCUUUUAUGUUUAAUUUUCCAACAACAUAAAGGCAGUGCGAAAAGCUGCCUCAACUCUUGGAUGCCAGCGGCUCUCACAGACUAUUUUAAUUUUGGGUUAAUAUUCAACAAAGAAAAUUAACUCAAUAUAUAUAACGAGUCAUUGUCACUACGCUCAAUUGCAAUAUAUGUGCCUCAUGGUGGAAUACAGUUUGUCCAACCAGAUGUUUUUGCUUGAAUAUUAUAUUUCUUGAUUCGUGUAUCCUGACAGUUAUAGAUGGAUACCGUAAAGAGUUACUCAUCACUCAAGAAACGAAACAAUACUUUCCAUGACGCGGACAUUUCAGCUGUGAGGUAGGCUUACUGUACUAUCGGUAAAACCUCUAACAUAGGUGUUAUAAUAACUCGUUUUUGAAAUGUGAUCAAGUGCUUUUCUCGACGUUGGUGUUGCAUGUUAAACAGUGUGAACUGUGGCAAUGGGUCCAGGAUGUGCAGCAGUGAUGUCGAAGGCACAGGGGGGUAUGUUGUGUCCUUCUUGGGUUGAGACCGGUCCAUUUGAACCCUGCGGUCUCUAUCGGCUUAUUGUUCAGCUCUGGCUGCGUCCCUCUCCAGUGAUGUCACACAGCAUUCCAGGGAGCGGAUAAAUGAGUUAGUGUUAGGGCAGAUGAGCAGCAUCGUGAAUGCUGCUGGCAAUAGUGGGUCGAAGGGCACAAGUAUAGCAGUGCGACUGUGCAAACCCACUCGCCAGCACUCACCAGGACACCUACACGCGCCUUCUCCAAAGCCCUUCGUCCAUUGAAUCCUUUUUAAGUGUGAUAGCCUGUAGAUCAGGAUAGGUUGUCAACAUGUUGCAGUGAGUAAUGCACCGAGUGCUGAUAUUAAUAAUGGCCCUCUGGGGGGCGCAAGGAUGCCCCAAUUCAGAGAGCUGCCCGCCACUGCAGACCAAUGUCACCUCCAAGGACUUCUGUUACAAGGCUCGGAUCCGCAGCACAGUGCUCCAGGGCUUGCCUUUUGGUGGGGUUCCUACCGUCCUCGCCCUCGACUUCAUGUGCUUCUUGGUGCUGCUGGUUGUGUUCUCCUUCUUGAGAAAAGUAGCAUGGGACUACGGACGCCUCGCGCUGGUGACUGACGCUGACAGAAGAGUGGAUCAACGGUACAGUCGCCUGGAUGAUCGGGAAUACAUGGCCUCUGCCAUGACAUCAGAGGCAGCUGAACGCUACGAGCGCCUCACUUCUGUCUCCAGCUCUGUGGACAUUGAUCAGAGAGACACAGGUUUCUGCUCCUGGCUAACUGCCAUUUUCCGCAUCAAGGAUGAGGAGAUAAGGGAGAAGUGUGGUGAGGAUGCAGUACAUUACUUGUCCUUUCAGCGCCACAUCAUCGGCCUGCUGGUAGUGGUGGGCGUGCUGUCAGUGGGCAUCAUCUUGCCCGUUAACUUCUCGGGAAACCUACUUGAAAACGAUGCCUAUAGUUUUGGGCGAACUACUAUAGCAAAUUUGAAUGCAGAUAAUGCACUACUCUGGCUGCACACCAUCUUUGCAUUUCUCUACCUGUUACUAACGGUGUACAGCAUGCGACGGCACACCUCCAAGAUGCACUACAAGGAGGACGACUUGGUGAAACGCACUUUAUUUGUCAAUGGAAUCUCCAAAUACGCAGAGGAAUCUGAGAUAAAGCAACACUUUGAGCAGGCGUAUGAAAACUGUGCUGUACUGGAAGCACGUAUCUGUUACAAUGUGGCCAGGCUGAUGUAUCUCAACUCUGAAAGGAAGAAGACCGAGCGCAGCAAGAAAUUCUUCAUUGACUUGCUGGCCAAGGAGCAUAUUACAACCAUGAUCAAUCCAAAACCCUUCGGACACCUUUGCUGUUGCAUCAUCAAAGGCUGUGAGCAGGAAGAGGCAGUGAGCUACUACACUAAGCUGGAGGCCCAACUAAAAGAAGACUACAGGAAGGAGAGAGACAAGGUUAACAGGAAGCCCUUAGGAAUGGCCUUUGUCACCUUCCAAAAUGAAUCCAUAACUGCCACAAUCUUGAAAGACUUUAAUGCUUGCAAGUGUCAGGGCUGUCAGUGUCGUCGGGAGCCCAAAAGCUCUCGAUUCAACGCCACGCUCCACACACACAACUGGACUGUCAGCUACGCCCCUGAUCCGCAAAAUGUCUACUGGGAGCAUCUGUCAGUGGGAGGAUUCUUCUGGUGGAUGCGCUGCCUAAUCAUCAACAUUGUCCUCUUCCUCCUCCUCUUCUUCCUCACCACCCCGGCCAUCAUCAUCUCCACAAUGGACAAGUUCAAUGUUACCAAACCAGUCGAGUACCUAAAUAAUCCAAUCGUCACCCAGUUCUUCCCCACCCUCCUUCUGUGGUCCUUCUCCGCCUUACUUCCUACCAUUGUCUACUAUUCUGCCUUCUUUGAAGCCCAUUGGACCCGGUCAGGCGAGAACAGGGCCACGAUGCAUAAAUGCUACACCUUCUUGAUCUUUAUGGUCCUGUUGCUGCCUUCCCUAGGACUCAGCAGUUUGGAUGUUUUCUUCCGCUGGCUUUUUGACAAAAAAUUCUUGGCCGAUGCUAAAGUGAGAUUUGAGUGCGUGUUCCUUCCUGACAAUGGAGCCUUCUUCGUGAACUAUGUCAUUGCGUCUGCAUUCAUUGGUAAUGCCAUGGACCUGCUGAGGAUCCCCGGUCUACUUAUGUACAUGAUCCGCCUCUGCCUGGCUCGCUCUGCAGCAGAGAGGAGGAACGUCAAGAGGCACCAAGCUUAUGAGUUCCAGUUCGGGGCAGCUUAUGCCUGGAUGAUGUGUGUCUUCACUGUGGUAAUGACCUACAGCAUCACCUGCCCAAUCAUCGUCCCUUUUGGGCUGAUGUACAUGCUGCUCAAACACCUCGCAGACAGGUACAACAUGUACUACGCCUAUCUGCCUUCCAAGCUGAGCAAGAAGAUCCAUUCUGGAGCGGUCAACCAAGUGGUUGCUGCUCCUAUUCUCUGUCUCUUUUGGCUCCUGUUCUUCUCCACCGUCCGCUCAGGGUUUUCAGCUGCCACAUCUAUGUUCACGUUCAUAGUUUUGAUCAUCACAAUCAUCAUCUGCCUAUCUCACGUCUGCUUCGGACACUUUAAAUAUCUAAGCGCUCACAACUACAAGAUUGACACCCUGGCGGUGGACGGGUUGGAGAAUGGCCGUCCAGUGUGCACUUCUGCCGCCAACAAGGCAGCACAAAUGUACAUUGCUCAGGUUCUUCAAGACCCAAACUCAGAGGAGGCUGGUUCAGGCACUGGCUCGGACGGCCAGGGUUCCUCGCAGGACGAGGAAAUAAUCAAUGUCGAAAAUGGCCUGAAUGAGGACUUCCAGUCCGGUGAGGACAGCCUCAUCGAUAAUGAGGUUCGACACUGAUACUGCCUGGAGCAACAACAAAAAAAUCUCCUGAGUUUUCCUUGAGGAGUGCACUGAAUAUGUGAAUUAAACUAGGAACCAACCGUUCUACAAAGCAUCUCAACCUCCAUGGAGGGACUUGACACUAACAUAAGCACACCGUCUGCUAAGGAUUGGAUGGAUUGUUGCUCAAGGACUCCUGCAUUUUCUUCACUGGAUCUCACUAAACCACAUCUUCUGUCUGUAUACCUGCAGAGGGAAUCUACUCUGACAAUGCAAGGCCAGCGACGUCCUUCUGCCCCGUUAUAGCUGAGGCAAAUCCCCCCCAAAAAACUGCACAUGGACCCAUGAAAGAAAGACACUAAUGCACAAAUGAAGAAUAGUUUGCCUUGUUUUGUAAGGGAAGUGAUGUUCUCUCUGUAUUUUCUUUGAACAUAAUUGCACUUGAAAGAGAGGACCUGUCCCAAGAGCUCGAGUUUCACUAGGGUACUGUAGUACAGCAUGCCUUCAAGUUCAAAUGGUGGAGGGAUUUUUCUAUAGUCCUUUGCCAGUGUCUCUAAUUGUCUGCACUAAAUGCUUCCCCUGAAUAAGCAGCUGAUGCGAGAGGAGUUUUCCAUACCACCAGACAGCUUGGUCUGUGCAGAUGUGGUGGUCUCAAAGACUUUUUUUUUUUUUUUUUUUUUUUAAAUCAUUGCUACUAACACUCAUGGAUGCUUUUGACACUGUACAGCUACAAAACUCUGGAUCUGUAAAAUAGCCUCUUUUUUUUGACAUGGUAUUUAUUUGAAGGCAUUUAAUUUUAAAUGCUAUCAAGAUUGAUACAUCCCUGAACUGUGGAAUUUGGGUCUACACUACAUUGAAUAUGAUCAUUUUGGCAUUCAGUCUCUGAACAUUUGGGGGGGGGGCAUGCUGCUGCUGCUGCUGCUGCUGCUGCUGCUGCUGCUGCUGCUGCUGCUACUUACUGAUGCUACACCCGGUAGGGGGAAGUCCUUGCACGACUGCUGUAGGAGGACUGGAGGCCAGGAGCCUGCCGAUCCUUCUGUGUUGCUCAGAGGAUGUGGAGAGAGGCCAUUUUGGGGGGGGGGGGGGGCUGGGUCAGCUUCACAUGAUACUCAUUGUGACUGGUUCUCUUUAUCUGUUGUUUUUCGUUUGUAACUUUUUGUCCAUAUGUUUACGUCGUCAUGUAGCUAUUUUGAAAUCAGUGUAGGUGGCUCCAGGUCCUCUCCAUUUUCAUCCAGCUGCUCCAGUGGUCACCGAGCAGUGUAACGGUUUCCCAUUCGCAAUUACUCAAUACGUAGUCAUAAAUUGUUUAACUCAUGUUAUCAACAGAAUUGCACAAUUUAUCAGACCGGCAAGGCCACUUGAGAGAGGUCCACAUCUACUUAAAACUUUAAGUAUGAUGUUAUUGAAUACUACUAUGCCCCUGCCAUUGAAAUCAAAAUGGAAUAUUUAUUAAUUAUGUCUGUUCUUGACUUUAUGAAAUCAUCGUUCCCCCCCACAGUUGUACAUUCCAGUUGCAGAUCCAGUUGUCAGGCCUGUGACAGAGCAAUAGUAUUGUACCACAACUCCACACUCGAUCUUGGUCUGCCUCAGCCAUAUGAAGCGGCUCCUUUUCAGGAGUACUCGGACAGAAACGCAUACUUAAACAACACUAACGGCAAGUAACGAAUAAUAAUGUGAAACAAAGUGCCCACACAGCUAUGACCGUGCUCAGGAUCUAUCAAGCGUCUUGUUACCGUCAUUUCAUUUCUCCCCGAGUCGAGACGACACUAUGAGCUGCCCCGUUAAACAUAAAGAAGAUCGUUGGUGAACACGGACAAGUGAUGCAGACAAAUGACCACUACAGUCUGUCACUGUGGACCAGUUAUUGUUGUUGGGCCGUAAUAAUGAACAUGUAUUAUCCAGCUGCUCACAGAACUAGUGUGUGAAAUGUGCACUAAUCUUACUUUCACUGAUAUGAUUGACGGAGAAGGGCACACCCCUUGUGGGUGUAAUGACGACAACUAAACUGUUUCCAUAAUUUGUCCAUGGGUAUAUUGGCACCACAAAUGGGUUUAUCAUUAUGGUACUAACAAGAGAAUUGUUUGACACCAUGGAGUCUGGUGCUCUUCUAGUCAUGACGGGGUGGUUUUAUUUUAUUUUUAUACCUCUGUGAUGUCUUUAAAUCUCUGAAUGUGUCCUGUCAAAAUAACAUCCACGGUCCAUCCCUGAGGGAGAUACUUAAAUGUCUCAUGUUGUCUAACAGCUCCAGUGUUUAAACGCAGAAUGUAGGUUAAUUCCGCAACUUUUGGUAAGUUGAAAGUGGCUAUAGCAAAUAGCAUGAUGGCUGUAUUUACACAGCCUCAAUAGGACGGUUCACUAGCUAACCAGAAAUGAUACGUUUUGUACUUAUAAUUUAUAUAUAGAUCUUCCUGGUGUCCAGAGCCAUGGCAUGGCAUACCAUUUGAGAACAUGAUCUACAUUUGUCAGUCUGAUAGUUGCAAUGAUUUCCAGUAGUCUUUUUCUAACUGCUCAUGAUGAAUCCUUUUUAUUUUAGCGUAUCUUCAUAAGAUCUGUACAGAUAGUGGGACUCAUUGAACAUAUAUGGAUUGUUUAUGUAAACAGCCAAGCACUUUCUAAUAGAAGUUCUCAGCUUGUCUCUACAGUGUGCUCAGAAUGGGUAGUUACAUGUGUAUCUGUGUCUCAAAUCUGUGCGCAAUUAGAAUGUGUUUGUUUGUGUGCUUUGACUUUUUUAUAGUUUUACAUUUUUCUAGAUAGGAAGAGUAACUAUAGCCAAUCUCAGCAUUUGACCGUCUCAUUUUCUUAUUCUUUCCACAGGGCCGUCAGUAACAGAUGUAUUGUACCCCCUCCCCCCGACCCCACCCCAGGUCUUUGAACAAUAAAUCUGUAUUUAAUCCUG